CAAACCACAAAAUAGCCAAAAUAUCAAACAAAUGGGUUCAUUUGAAGCUAGGAUAUUGGCUGAAAUAAGGGAAUUUAUGGUGUCAACUGUGCAACGCCGCCCAUAUUCAUCACUUGGAAUCAUGCCGCCUGCUGCCGCCGCCGCGGAAACCAAGCCGCUACUGUACACGGAGUUUCCAGCCCUCCAUGACGAUGAAGUAGUCGUUCCGCAGGAUGGCACGAUCGUCACGUCGUACCUGGGUCUCAUGAGUACCAUGGCGGGUGCUUGCAUCCUCACCCUGCCCAGCACAAUGCAAAUGACCCCCGUGUUGCCGUCGUCGUUUCUGUUGGUCGCGAUGGCGGGACUCGCGUAUGCUGGGUGUGUUUGCAUCUGCAUCGCGUGCGACGGCAGCGGCGCCACGUCCUUUGAAUCCCUCGCCAAACGUCUGCGUCAUCCCAUCCAACUGUGGAUCGUGCGGGGUCUUGUGAUGCUGCUCCUUUUCGGUGCCGUCGUCAUGUACGUCGUUAUCGCGACCGACAUGCUCCAACCGUUCCUUCCUUUCCUCUCGCGCUUCGUCAUCGGUGGUCUCUUUGCCGGCAUCUGUCUCCCUCUCUGCCUUCCAGACACCGUCGCCGCACUCAAGUACACCAACUCCGUCGUCGUCUGCUGCGUGCUGUACAUCGUCGUCGUGCUGGUGUUCCAAGCCGUCUCCCAAGAGAACGCGUGGCCCAGCGAACCCGUCUCCCCCGUCACCUUCCGCGGAGUAGCGUACACCAUGCCCAUCCAAGCGCUGAGCUACUGCAUGCACCUCAACAUCCCACAAGUGUACAGCGAACUGCCGCACAAGCCAUCCAUGUCCAUCGUGUUUGCGCUCUUGUUUGGCUCGGGCGUGGCGCUGUACCUCACUGCCGCCUUGGCGGGUUAUGCUUGCUUUCACGGGUUUCCGCCGUCGGAUAUUUUAACUGGGUUUGCAGCCGACAGCCCGACUAUCAACGGCGUACGACUGGCAUUGGGCGUGUGUAUGUUAUGUAAGACCCCCAUCACAUACCAACCUUUGCGCGAAGUGAUGGAGGACAUGGCGGGUGGACUAUUUCCGAAAAUGGCGUUUCGAUUGGCGGCGACUUCGGUAUUCCUGGUGGCGUCGUGGAUUCUAGCCGUGACCGCCAACGACUUAAGCUAUGUGAUGGAUUGGGUGGGAGCGACGGCGGGUGUGUUGCUCUCGUUUGCAUUCCCAGGCUUGUUCCUGUGGGAAAUGCUCGAUCAAGAUUAUCACCAGCAGGCGUACUCGACCUCUCAAAUCCGAUGGUAUAAGGUGUUGGCAGGGUUUAUGGUUAUCACGGGGGUGUUCCUGUCGGCUGUGUCCGUGGCCAGAAUGAUCUGGUUUUACUAACUAAAAACUAAUUCACUGUUAGUUAACCGUCAUA
Messenger RNA from Aphanomyces astaci, 1403 nucleotides. RefSeq lists its product as hypothetical. Gene Ontology annotation, biological process: amino acid transmembrane transport. Gene Ontology annotation, molecular function: amino acid transmembrane transporter activity. Bases 32 to 1369 code for a protein of 445 amino acids. The transcript has 3 exons. The record is from RefSeq and is a predicted model, not a curated record. NCBI's taxonomy places the organism in Eukaryota, Oomycota, Saprolegniomycetes, Saprolegniales, Verrucalvaceae.